Paramecium octaurelia is the source of this 973-nucleotide messenger RNA. Lineage: Eukaryota; Ciliophora; Oligohymenophorea; Peniculida; Parameciidae. The record is from the annotation of a GenBank genome assembly.
AUGAAAUCAAAAGACAUAGAGCAAAACAGCAAAGUCAGUAACAUAAAACCAAUUCCACUCAAUUCAGCAUAAGAUUACAAGAAAUAAGAACAUGCAAAAACUUAAAUUAUCAGUAGUAAAUCAGCAAUUCCUGCAUAGAAUCAAACAAGCUUUUCUCAGUCCCAAAUUACUACAAAGGUAUUUAGAUUCAGGAUAUUUAGUUUUAUUUGCCACUACAUAUUAAAAAAGUAAGGGAUUAACUGUUAGUAGACAAAGAAGUUAAUGAGAAGGUCUACUAAUCCGAAGAUUCAACCGAGUGGUUCAAAGGUAUAUUAAUUAUGCAACUCAAAUUUGGUUACUGUAAAUAUUACAAGAAAAAACAAUAUUAUUAUGAGGGAUAUUUUUGUUGUGGACUCAAACAUGGAAAUGGUUUGAUUAUCUAUGAAGAUGGUACCUAUUAUGUAAUUAUUAUACUUAAUUCUAGUAAGGAAACUUUUUUGCUGAUAAAGUUCUUGGGGAUAAUCGUAUGUUUAAAGCCUUUGAAGAUGAAUGCCAUAAAAACGCAAAGUUAUAAAAAACAACAAAAUUGGAAUUUCCUAACGGGGCUAUUUAUGAGGGUUAACUUUUAGAAGGGAAAAGACAUGGCAAAGGUAUAUACACUUGGAAGGACGGUACUAAGUAUGAAGGACAAUUUGAAAAUGAUAAAAUCAAUGGAUUUGGAAUCAUGGAAUACACAGAUAGUCGAAAAUACAAAGGGGAAUGGGUGAAUGGAGAAAUGGAAGGUUUUGGGCAUUUCAUAUGGCCAAAUUCAGAAGAGUAUAAGGGAUUUUAUAAGUAAAGUAAGAAAAAUGGAUUUGGAGUUUUUAAAUAUAGUAGUGGAAUUGUAUAUUAUGGAGGAUUUGUUAAUGGAUUGAAUCAUGGUACUGCUGUUCUAAUGUAAUAAAAUCAUCAACCUAAAAUUUCAAAGUGGGAGGAAGGUUUAUAAAUAGAAUGA